Messenger RNA from Botrytis deweyae, 1500 nucleotides. RefSeq lists its product as uncharacterized. NCBI's taxonomy places the organism in Eukaryota, Fungi, Ascomycota, Leotiomycetes, Helotiales, Sclerotiniaceae. The transcript has a single exon. The record is from RefSeq and is a predicted model, not a curated record. Bases 1 to 1500 code for a protein of 499 amino acids.
AUGCCAAUAGUUAGCAAGACGUACAGUCGAAGAAGGGGUGGUUGUCACCAACGCGCUUGUAAUGAGUCACGGAUUGGCGCAAGAGGGUUGACAAAUAUCUCAUUUUACCGACCCGGAUUUGGACGUGGAUUCAGGCAUCCCUCCGUGCCCGAAGUUACUUGUAACAGUUUUCCAUUUAGCAAAUGCUAUCAAUGCCGUUCUAUGCAAGAUCUACGUCUUCAGCAGUCCAUCACCGAAUCUGCGGAUACAGAACUGUCAUCAACAGUCCCCAAAUUUCAUCAAUUUCCACUCUUACCAGUGGAAAUUCAGUCAGAAAUCUGGUCUUUCGCAGCUCUACACCCUCGUACCAUUCCUAUUUUGACUCACUGGAUACCUCCCGAGAAUCUAGAUACAUCAAUUUCGCCACAUAGAGGAAACGCGGGGAGCAUUAACAUUACCCCCCUCUCUCGAAUCCCCCCUCUUUUGCACACAUGUUCUAGCUCACGAGCAAUAGCGCUUCUCAAAUACCGCAUUAUGAGUAACGAGCCUCGUUAUCUAGGUGAGGAUCUGUUUGAUGAUGAAGAUCUUGAUGAAAAUGGUCUUCUCAUUGAUGGCAAUUAUGAGAUUACUCGAGGAUUUUACAUCAAUCCCUCAGUUGACAUAUUGUACUUCACUUCACAUGUAGAAGAUCAAUAUUUCAAACAUAACACUAACUGGAAUGGAAACGAGCCCAAAGAUUUGAAAGCAGGUAUAUUCGCGGAAACUCUCCAUUUUCCAGUCAAUGAUGUGUUAGAUUUGUUAACGGGGUCUGAGAUUGAUAAAGAAAUCAGAUACUUGGCUUUUGAUCUCGAUCUCCCCGGAGUGGGACACAGGAUCUUAGGAUAUGAUGGUUUAGCGUUAAGUCCUAUUGGAAAUUGGACGGGUCUGGAGAGAGUGAUAUUCUGUUUGGGGGGUAUUGAUGGUGUUAACAACGCGGCCGAAAAAGAUGAAUUUCCAAAAGACUCAAAAGGAAAAGGGAAAGAAACAUUCCCCAUUGACAAAAGACACGAAUAUAGUUCCUCAGUCAUAGAUUUCGAGAAAGAGACAAAACUUUACGGGAUUCGUGAAUCCUUCACCGGCCCGUCGGCAGGGAAAGGCAACGCCUUGUUCAAAAAAUGCAUGUCUAAAUACUCGCAGUUUUCUGGAGAUUUGGUUUCUCAAUCAGAAGAUUGGUUCGAAUGUCUCAAACCGACCGGGAGUUUAGGUGUAGACGGACGGCCUGCUGUUAGUUAUACGGGUACAUUAGGGUUGGGGUCUCUCGAGCAAAGCGGUGACAUGGAGGGGGGAGAAAGGCUGGAUAUACUACCAGUCAUAGGUUUUGGGGUAGUGAGUAAUUACAUCAGUGGUGAAGAAAGAGACCGUUGUGGAUUGGAAGAGAAUCCAUUUGAGAAAAUGUGUUAUGAUGGGUAUGUAUCAUUUGAGAAAGAUGAGGCCAACGAGAACAGUGUCUUUGGGUGUUCGGUGGUCAUGGGUGAAGACUGA